AUGACUCGUGGGCCAGGAGCUCCUUUAAAAUCGGUCAAUGGCUUUGAAAAUGAGGUCUUUACACCUCGCCACGGCUGGCCUGAUGAUGUGGUUGCUCCGAGCACUAUCGCCUAUAAGGAUAAGAACGUCAUUCCUCGUGGCAUGUCUCACAGCGAGAUACAAUCGCCCGUGGCAUCCUGGAGGGAAGCUGUUAAGAGAGCUGUCCGAGCCGGAUUUGACGCCAUUGAGAUACACGGAGCACACGGUUAUUUGAUCCACGACUUUCUCUCUCCGGUUUCGAACAAGCGGACUGAUGAAUACGGUGGAAGCCUCGAAACUCGAAUCCGGCUUGCAGUCCAGCUUGUUGAUGUCUCUCGGCAAAACAUGCCCGAAGAUAUGGCUCUCUUCUUCUGUAUCAGUGGCAUGGAGAAGGACCCAAGGAAAAAGAUUGUUGGAGGUCCUGGGUAUCAAGCCCCGGCUGCUUCACAAGUUAAGAAGCAAUCGGGCGACCGCCUUCUUGUGGGGACUGUCGGGGCUAUCACUUCCGGUCCCCAGGCCAAUGACCUCCUGAACAGGGGCCUCGACCUGGUACUUAUUGGACGGAUGUUCCAGAAGAAUCCCGGGCUGGUCUGGGCCGUUGCAGAUGACCUAGAUGUUGAUAUCAAAUCGGCUAAUCAGAUCCACUGGGUUUUUGCUGGAUGUUGUCGAAAGUGA
Molecule: messenger RNA, 693 nt
Organism: Penicillium atrosanguineum
Lineage: Eukaryota; Fungi; Ascomycota; Eurotiomycetes; Eurotiales; Aspergillaceae
Product: Peptidoglycan-binding Lysin subgroup
Exons: 5
Coding region: 1-693 (230 amino acids)
Cellular component (GO): intracellular anatomical structure
Molecular function (GO): NADP binding; FMN binding; NADPH dehydrogenase activity
Source: RefSeq, a predicted model, not a curated record